Messenger RNA from Cercopithifilaria johnstoni, 798 nucleotides. Lineage: Eukaryota; Metazoa; Nematoda; Chromadorea; Rhabditida; Onchocercidae. The record is from the annotation of a GenBank genome assembly.
AUGCGAUUGUUAAUUGCCUCUUUGCUUCUUUCUAUAUUUUAUUAUGUUUUAUCGGCGGAAUUCUGGACCGAUAUUAGGUUGAAAUGGAUUGAAUGGUCAAACAAUUGUGACCUGCAUAAUAUUUGUAUUCAACCAACACUUCAGCUACGUCUAAUCAAUUUAUUCAACAAUGAGACUAUCAUCAAAAUUUUGAGAAUGAACUUCGAUCAACAACAACAGACUGGUGAAACUCAUUUGAUAUCAUUUUGGAGUGAAGGAGUACCUGAUAUGAUAGUUUCAACUAUUACUAUUAAUGGAAUUGAUCCUGAUUAUGAUUUCUCGAGACUUUGCGAUUCUAGUGGAACUAUUUUCCUGUUCCGAUUCGCUGGAAUGAACAGAACAGAAAUGUCAGGUACGUGUUUCAAAGCGAAGUUAACUUUUACAAAAUAUUUCGACCAAUGUUCACAUAUGACGAAACAAACAAUCGAUCAGACAUAUGGAAAAACUUUGCAAACUUCUCUAACUGUUGUUGUUUGUUGUUUAAUUAUAUUCUUAGUGCUAACUUAUAUUUUCAUUAUUAUAAAUCGUAUUUUAAAAUUGCGAUCCAAAAGCGAUAGUCAAAUGCAAAAACGAAUAUCAAUAUCAAAAGCAUCGAUAUUCAAUGAUGGCUCGUUGAAUGCUGCAGAAAAUUUAUGUGAAUGUGUAAAAUCACGAGUUUUCCCGAUCAGUAGUCUGCAUUUGACAAAAUCUCAAAUUAUCAAAUUUUCUCCAAAGCAUACAGUUUCUGCUAAUUCAUCACUUUGUGGUUCAAUAGGAUGA